Oreochromis niloticus (Nile tilapia) is the source of this 1382-nucleotide messenger RNA. RefSeq names its product CMRF35-like molecule 9. Gene Ontology annotation, molecular function: transmembrane signaling receptor activity. Lineage: Eukaryota; Metazoa; Chordata; Actinopteri; Cichliformes; Cichlidae. The transcript has 5 exons. The coding region runs from base 136 to 876 and encodes 246 amino acids. The record is from RefSeq and is a predicted model, not a curated record. Gene Ontology annotation, cellular component: plasma membrane.
UUCAAGAGUGAGAUCAGUUUGGGUAAACAGAAUGCAGCUGAUAUUUUAGCCUGCAGGAUUGGGUCUGUUCUCCAUUUGUGGUACAAAUAUUUAACUUAUAGGCUGUAAAUGCAGAGCCCUUGAGAACCACUUAGAAUGAGAAGGAUCUACAGAGCUGGAACUUUGUCAGGCAUAAUGAAGAGCAUUUUUUUCUUCUCCUGUUUUUUAUAUGCAGCUGAACUAACAGAAGGAGUCAUAAUCAAAGUAGACGGAUUCGAGGGGAGAAAUGUCUCCUUCCAAUGCUCGCACACACUUGCAUGGAAAAACCACAAGUAUUUUUGCAAAGAUCCUUGCACAAGAGUGGAAGACAAACUGGUUACUGUAGAAUCUGGCAGAAGAGCAGAAUCAGGGAGGAUAACUCUGGUGGACUCUGCGAAUGGAUCUUUCUCUGUGACCUUCAGUCAUCUCCAGCUGUCAGACUCACAGAAAUACCGGUGUGGAGUGGACAGGCCUGGUUUGGACACAUACAUUGAUGUACAGCUCACAGUAAUGAAAUCUGUUGAAAAUGAGACUGAUAUUUCUUCUACAUUGCCAUAUCCAAAUCCCACCUUGGAAAAGUCAACAACAGGCAACAUCAUUUGUGCUACCGUUGGGGGUGUUAUUCUGAUCUCUGUCUUGAUGAUGGCAGUAUGCUUCAGGAAAUCCAGAAGAACAUCAAACGAUAAACUACAGGUUUACACCAACAGAGCACACACCAGAAAUUCAAAUGAAAGCGAGGUCAGUUUUGGGUACAAUGACACUGACAAGAGAACAAACAACUGUAGCAAGCUGUCUGCAAGUUCUUCUGUCUCUACUUAUCAACAAAGAUCAGCUCUACAAACAUUUAAACCCAUAUAAACCAAAUGCAGCAUACUCACUGCUGUCUAUAAAGCCAUUUAUUUCUCCAGCCCUCUGGCAGGUUCAGGAUAUUUACCCAUGAAGGGCUCAAAUGAAUAAUAAUAACUGGCAUCUACAUUAAUCUCUUGCCAUCUUUAAUAUAUGAAAGAACAUGUGAUUGUACUUGCAGAAAACACACAUCUAAAUUUAAAAUGUGCAAAAAUACAGAGACUGAAUCUCCCUGUGUCUCCAGAGCCCCACAUGAAUCCAGUGAAGAAAAGCCCAGAUCACCUCUUUUUUGGUUAAGAUUUAUCAGGAAGUUAAGUUAUAAUCUCUACUUUUUUGUGGACAUUUGGAGAAAAAUACAUUUUCCAAUUAUGAGCAACACUUGUUUUCAUUAUAAUAUGCCUAUACACUGAAUUAAAAGUUAUUGUUUCCACUCCAUGUCUGCUGUGCUCUGUGUAAAAUAAACUUGUGUUGCAUUUAAAGACCAUAAGCUUAUCCAUAUAAGGAUAACAAAGUGUGAA